AUGUCCGACUCCCAAGACGAUUCAGACGGCACAGAGAGCUGCCUCGCUCCGCUUAACUGUGCCGACGAUGCAUCAGCCUACGCUGUCAAGGCUUGGGAAUGCAUGGAUCUUCCUUGGAGUGGUUCAGAUUCCCCAGAGAAGAUUCUUACAGUCAUUCAAACCAUCAUCUUGAUUGUGAGUACCGAAGUACCAGCUGGUCUUUGUACUCAGGCUCAUAUGAAGCUUGGCUUUGCCGUUCGCCUGGCACAGAACAACAAACUGAACAUGGAACCUGACGCUUCAACACCAGUUGCAGACCGUGAAGAACGCAGACGAACAUUUUGGUCAUUAUUUCUUAUAGACAAGUUGAUCAGUCUUUCUCGUGGUCGAUUUUGCGCCAUCAGGGAUGAAGAGUGCCGGGUUUCUCACUAUGCGUUGCAUGACACCAAGACUCCCCAAGUUGCCUGGUCUUCUACGUCUCCCUACGCCACUCUAUCUUCUACUCUUCUCCAGGCCGAGCAUUAUUUUGCGAUGGACGAAGAUACUAUGGAGAGUCUCAAAAAGCGGUGUACUGUUAACGGUGCCCUUGAACAAAACCUCGCGGGGUCGUUCAUUUUCGCCAAGGCCAUCUUUCACCUGACACAUGCCAAGAGUAUCACUGAACUAAUGGAGAUGAAAAACCAGAAUGUUCUGGUGUUGACAUCGAUGUAUGGGUAUUGUAUCAUGAUCGCGGGAACGAUUCAUGCUCUUUCGAUGAACGACGAAAGAGAAAAUGUCAGGAAGGAGAGCAAGGAGCAUUAUCGUGCUUCGAUUGAAUCUCUGCAAGAUUUAUCGCGCUAUUGGGCUCAUGCAGCGCUGAUGGUCAAACGGCUAGAGAGAUUCCACCACCAGUGCGAGACUCGUGGUCAAGAACUAUCACCAUGUAAUUCGAAUGUGGAACGGCCGCCUGGAGAUGUCAAAGCACUGUGGCAGAGCGUCGACUACACGUCGUUGUCAACCCCGACAAGACCUGGAAGUCCAACAUCGGCAGCGCACAUUACGGGUCAGGAAGAUUGGGCGCUAUCUGGAGAUAUGUUUGACUUUACUGGCUUUGGUGGGUUUGCUGAGGGUGUGGAUAUAUUUAGUAUCUCUCUUGUUGAUGGCGAUAUGAUGUUGGAUGGCGAGAUGCCAGUAAUAGGUGCUUGA
Molecule: messenger RNA, 1164 nt
Organism: Fusarium poae
Lineage: Eukaryota; Fungi; Ascomycota; Sordariomycetes; Hypocreales; Nectriaceae
Exons: 6
Coding region: 1-1164 (387 amino acids)
Biological process (GO): DNA-templated transcription
Cellular component (GO): nucleus
Molecular function (GO): DNA binding; zinc ion binding
Source: RefSeq, a predicted model, not a curated record